UUCAUGGAGCAAAGCAAAAUUGCAAUCGUGAAAAUUGUUGACGGUGAAUUGAAAAUUUUCUAUUUAUAACGUGACUAAUAGAACAAAAUAUUUAUGCAGUCAGACGGCGAGGAAAGUUUGUUGCAUUCAUGCUUCGGUUCGCUGAGGAGCGCCGUCAUGGGUUGCUGCUACAGCAUUUGCCACAAAGACACCGAUCCUCAGGAGAACAUAGUGAACGAACGCACACACCUGCUGGAAGUGCCGGAACAGCAGCACGAGGCCCCGUCGCCGACGGCGUGCGCGUCCACGCCGCCGCGCAAGCCGGACGAGCAGAGCGCGCUCAACAGGAUACUGCACGAGACUGCCACAAAUGUGAUAGACGUAGGAGCCCUAGGCCCUUACUCACUAGAAGCGGGUGCAUACAGCGAGCGAGUGAGAGCGUACACCGCUAGGGCUGCCACCGCGGCGCUGCCCCCGCCCACGCCGGCGCGCCUGCUGGCCGACCUGCCGCCCGCCAUCCGCCGCCAGGUGCUGGUGGCGCCACCCCUCACACACAGUGACAAGGAGCUGAUAACAAACGCGGUGAAGAAAGCCGCGUCUGCGAUAUCGGAGCUUCGAGUGGAGCACCACGAGGACCUGGUGGUGCCCUUCCGGGUUCCGUAGCAGCGGAGCGCCGCCUCGAUGUCCGAGGACGAACGGUAUUGAGGCACUGCGGAAGAUGAUGAAUGGCUAAAGUAGGGGUAAUAAGGAAAAAGGGGAGUUUUUAUGCCGAACUGAUCGAGUCUACCGAUGGGCGAUUCGACACAAUCGAAUUAUUCGAAUAACAAUUGGAAAACAAUUGUUUUCGAUUUUUCAAUUGUUACUUAGCGCGCGGGUCUGGGACUAGUAAAUCGAAAUUUGAAUGCGAUUUCAAAAGAACUAUUUAUUCGUUCCAGCCUACGAAUACGCAAACGUACAGUAAAUAAAUUGAACAAUCGACUGUCAAUAUUCAUUUGAUUGUUUUCUGUGACGUCAAUCGAUUGUUCAACUGUUCGAUUCAUUCGAUUGUUUUUUUUUCAAUCGCCCAUCGCUAUAGAAUAAACCCUUAAAAUAAGAAUCGGAUUAUUUGAUAUGAGUUAUGACUAUAAAUAUAUAGGUAUACGACUAUGGAUAGAGCUAAAAUCUACUUGAAGCAAAUACCUAGUUCCAUUCCCAUAUAUAUCCCAUUUCGACUGCCAAGCGAGAGCGAAAGGCCAGAUACCACUGGAAUCCCACGUCUCGCUCUAAUUUGUUGGUUGAAGUUGUAUAGUGAUAAGUAGGCAUUUGCUUUAAGAUAUUAGGAGUGCUCUAUCCAUUAGGUAUAUAUAGAUUCAUGUCUAAAACUGAAGCCAAAAAACCAUAAAACAAUAGACUAAGACUUCCCUAGCCCCUUAAAAUUUUGGAAUGAGGUUUUGUACAUAUUAAUAGGCGGAAAAAGCAGUGUGAAAUGGACAAUUUGUAUUAAUGAAAAGUAUGUUAAAAUGAUUAUUUAUAUUCUUUAUUUAAACUGAGCUUCUGCUUAACUCAUUUACCCUUGAUUGUUCGUGUUUUGAUUGACGACUGUUGUGUGAAAUGUAAAACUUGUAUCAUGAAGAUUUCUGUUGAUGUAAAUUCUGUUAAUAAAUAAUUAAAGUUUGCGGCUAUAUGCGAUGACAAAGUAACUGCGUUUUUAAAUUGUGCAUGCGCCCACGACAACCGGACUGGGACGGGAGGACGUUAGUAUGACUGUGCACAAAUUGGGAUCAUCAUCAUCAUCAUCAGCCUGUGGACGUCCACUGUUGGACAUAGGCCUUCACUAAAGAGCGCCACCACACCCAGCCCUCAGCGUUCCAAUCCAGCCACUUCCCGAUGGUUUUAAGUUUGCUAACCAUUUUAAAUUAUCGAGUUAACUACCAAAGUACGAAACCCCCACUUGGAAAACAAACAGCUGCUAUACAUUUUAUAUAAUUUUACCCUUAGUCUAGAUAAUUACAAUAAGCCACUAAAGUUUUCACAAUAAAGUGGAUUCAUUAAUUUCCAUUUCCCGAUCAGGUAGAUAUACUUAUUUUGGCUCGCGU
Maniola jurtina (meadow brown) is the source of this 2054-nucleotide messenger RNA. RefSeq lists its product as uncharacterized. The record is from RefSeq and is a predicted model, not a curated record. Gene Ontology annotation, biological process: positive regulation of MAPK cascade; lysosome organization; cellular response to amino acid stimulus. Gene Ontology annotation, cellular component: late endosome membrane; lysosome; Ragulator complex. Bases 94 to 642 code for a protein of 182 amino acids. The transcript has 4 exons. Lineage: Eukaryota; Metazoa; Arthropoda; Insecta; Lepidoptera; Nymphalidae. Gene Ontology annotation, molecular function: molecular adaptor activity; guanyl-nucleotide exchange factor activity.